Racocetra persica is the source of this 346-nucleotide messenger RNA. Lineage: Eukaryota; Fungi; Glomeromycota; Glomeromycetes; Diversisporales; Gigasporaceae. The record is from the annotation of a GenBank genome assembly.
GUUCAAAUUACUAUGUGAUAUGAAAAAUCAAGAAAUAUUAAAUGAAGUACAAAAUCUUUUGGACGCAGAAGAAUUGAAAUUACUAUAUGAUAGACUUUCUCCGCAAAAAACUGAAGAGGUCGAAUAUGAAAUUAUUUUGGAGAUGAAAAAAGAAGUCUGCAAUUUGGACGGGCUAAUAGCAAAAUUUCAAUAUCUAUCCCAUGCUCUUCCUAUUCUACUAAAACAAUAUAAUGAAUUAUUAUAUCCCGAAAUUCAUAUCAUUAAAAGUAUAGCAAGCCAUCUAAACACAAUUACGAAGAUGGAAGGAAUUACUGAUAACACCACGGAAAGAUCAUGGACAGCACAU